UACCACUUGUAAGUCACCAGUCAAAGCUUUCUAUUUAUCAUUAGAGAUUUUAGUGAUAGACAAUAUGUUUUUUGAUAAAAUAACUUUAUUAGUAGUGGUUUGCGCAACUUCCAUUCUUUGCAGUCGAGAUGUGGAAGUGAAAACCGAAGAAGAUUUAGGUGUUAAAUACGCAAACCGUUGUGAAGUGUGUAAAGUAUUGGCCACGGAGUUGCAAAGCAGACUCGAAGAGACCGGUAAGGUUCACGAUGUCAUUGAAAUAGGAUAUUCACUCGAUGAUGUGCAGCCAAAGAAAAAAACUAAAUAUCAGAAAUCUGAGCUGAGAUUAAUCGAGUCGAUAGAUGGGGUCUGUGACAGGAUUUUGGAGUACAAUAUACAUAAAGAACGUCAGGACAGUACACGGUUUGCAAAGGGUAUGAGUCAAACAUUUAAAACUCUUCAUGGACUCGUUGACAAGGGAGUUAAGGUUGACUUGGGUAUUCCUUAUGAAUUGUGGGACAAGCCGUCUGCUGAAAUCACACACAUGAAAACACAGUGUGAAAGUCUUUUGGAGGAUAAUGAAGAAGCGAUAGAAUAUUGGUACUGGAAUCUGCAGGGGACUAAGGAUUUGAAGCUUCACUUGUGUAGCGAUCAUGCUUUGAAAGAUACUGACAAAUCAUGCUUGUUUGAAGAUGAGAGCUUGAAGGGCGAUCAUGGCGGAAGUACUGAAUCAGAGAAUAAGGAAAAGCCAAAACUGAAAGAUGCAUUGCCCAGAUCAGGUAAAUUAGAAAACAACAAGCAAAGAAGAGGCGAACAAGGUGAUAGUUACUGGACGGAGCCAACAGAGUAUGUUAAAAAGCAGUUACAGGAGGAAGAAAUGCUUAAAAAGAUGACAAAUGAAGCUGAAAUUAACAUACCACUUAAAAAUGAAGAAGUGUGGGUUCCAGAAGAUGAGCUUGGAUCAGAGAGGGAGGAACUUUAAAUAGUCCCGUCUUUACCAAUAACUGUAAAUACUUUUCUGUGAUUUAAUUCAACUUGAGAUAAUCUGCAAUCAUUUUUGAUGGAUUUUUUAAAGAAUUUUAUUUUAUUCCUAAAUGUGUGAUGAAAUCAAUAAUUUAAGUUGGAAUGUAAGACUAUUUAAUAAUAAUUUAUAGGUACAUUUCUAUUGAAGUGUAGACCGUAGAGCUAUGUGAACGUUAAGCAAUAGACCAUGAACACUAAUGUUAUCAUUUCAUUUCUUAUUCCAUAUUAAUAUUUUAUUGAAAAUGUUAAAGUACUGUCAAGAUUUUGACAGCCCUUCAGUUUAAGCUGACUUUGACGAAAUUUGGUGCAGAGAUAGCUUUUGCCCCGGGGAUGAAUAUAAGCUACCUUAGGUUUUGGAAAAAUCAGUUUCCAGGGACUUUUUAAAAACCUAAUUCUAUAUGAAUGAAGUCGCUGGUAUGAACUAUUAGGUACAGCGAUAGCUUGCAUCCUGUGUACAGACAUAGGCUGCAUUUUAUCCUGGAAAAUACAAGUUCCCUUGGGAUUUUAAAAACCUGUCAAAGUUGCAGGGUAUCAUCUUGUUAUGUAUUCAUUGGACUAUUUUUGCAUGUCUAACCAUUGCUCCACUCAUCUCCACUUCACUGGAAAUUCACCCUAAGUUACUGUGCCCUGUGUAUGGUGGAUUGCGGAGUGGAUUCAAAACAUUUGUUUAAUGCAAUGUUCAUUCCGACUGCGCGGUGCACCAUCACAGGACACAGAUUAAGGUUGCAGACUUACAGAUAAAAUAUUAGUUAAAUAUAAACUGAUGUCUGUAUUCUGUAAUCAGCAUUUAAAAUAGUUGUUAAGAGCAUAAUUUAUUGUAAUUGAUGUAUUUGAAUGAGAACAAUUACUGUUACGUUAAAUUCUUACAAGGAUUAAAAUUGUGCCAGAUCAAUAAAAUACUAC
Messenger RNA from Maniola jurtina (meadow brown), 1902 nucleotides. RefSeq names its product protein canopy 4 (gene CNPYb). Gene Ontology annotation, molecular function: signaling receptor binding. Bases 65 to 958 code for a protein of 297 amino acids. NCBI's taxonomy places the organism in Eukaryota, Metazoa, Arthropoda, Insecta, Lepidoptera, Nymphalidae. The transcript is spliced from 3 exons. Gene Ontology annotation, cellular component: endomembrane system. The record is from RefSeq and is a predicted model, not a curated record.